AUGAUGUCUGAUCAGUUUAGAAAAGUAGAACCAUAUUCUCCGAAGUCCUCACCUCGAGGAGCGAGGUCACCAGUAGUUUCACGACAGGAUUCUUCGGGAACCCUCAAGACUACUAUCUCACUUGGCAAGAACCCUGCGAUAGUGCAUAGUGGUCCUUUCUAUUUGAUGAAAGAACCUCCAGGAGAAUGUGAACUAACAGGUGCAACCAAUUUAAUGGCGUAUUAUGGUCUAGAGCACUCAUAUAGUAAGUUUAAUGGUAAAAAGCUAAAGGAAUCACUGUCAUCUUUCCUGCCAAAUUUGCCAGGGAUAGUAGAUGGUCCUGGACAAGAAGACAACAGUACUUUAGGAUCAGUUAUAGCAAAGAGGCCUAUUGGUGGUAAAGAGCUACUGCCACUAACAAGUGCACAGUUGGCAGGAUUCAGACUUCAUCCUGGACCGCUUCCAGAGCAGUACCGCUAUGUAAGUGCGGCUCCGCCUAAAAAACACAAAAGCAAGCACAAGAAACACAAACAUAAAGAUGGUGCACCUCCAGGCCAGGAUACCCCUUUACAGGACUCAUCAAAUCCAGACACGUAUGAGAAAAAACAUAAAAAGCAGAAGCGCCAUGAUGACGAUAAGGAGCGCAAGAAACGGAAAAAGGAGAAGAAGAGGAAAAAACAAAAACACAGCCCUGAGCAUGGUGGCCUUACACCAAGCCAGCACCCUGUACCA
Molecule: messenger RNA, 711 nt
Organism: Iphiclides podalirius (scarce swallowtail)
Lineage: Eukaryota; Metazoa; Arthropoda; Insecta; Lepidoptera; Papilionidae
Source: the annotation of a GenBank genome assembly